AGGAAAGGGACCGGAAAUGCUCAACUUCCCUGGAAGGGAGAAUCCCUAGUCGUAUUUUUGGAUUUUGACGGGUUUCGGAUACACUUAUUUCUACCAACGCGUGGGCGAUGAACUUGUUACACUUUCUCUGACCUCGCAGAAGAGAGAUCGAAUAGUUUUGAGCAAACUGAAGAGUUACAAAAUUGGCAGCGAUUCUCCUCAAUUAAAUUACUAUGGAUCCUAUUCACAAAAAAGUUCUUGCAAACAAGACUUCUGAGAUAAUGAAAAGGGUUUCAAAUCCAGGAAUGUUAGUCGCUCAUCUUAAGACGAUAUUUAGCGCUGCUGACACAGAGGAAAUCCAGGCGACAACUUCGAAUCGGGGACCUACCGCCGGAACACAAACCUUGCUUAGUAUACUAGAGAAGAGAGGAGCAAAAGCAUUUUCGCUGUUUUUACACGCUUUGCGAGAGGAAAAAAAUGAAGAAUUGGCAGAGGAAUUGGAGGAAGAAGAAAGGAAACUACGAGGAAAAGCAGGUGAGUUAUUGAUGCAUAUGAAAACUGAUCAAAAUUUGCAAGCUACUCCAAUAGUCACGCUAAGUGUUUAUCUCAAGUAAGGUUAAAAUAAUUACACCUUUACACGACACCCACGCUAAACACGGAAAUUGUCAAAGUUACGUAUACACUGCUUUGGACAAAAGAAACAAAUUUAGCAUUUCCAAGGAAAAGAAAAAGCAGAAUGAUUCCCUGAGCAAAUCGGUUAUUUGUCAUUGCUUUUUAAUAACGAACAAAGGGCCGGGCGAUUUGUGCAGAAAGGGUGUAAAUUCGCCUAAGUGGGAGAGGGAGCGGGGGGCUUGCUCAUCCAGAUCGUAAGAUUGAAGGGGCCUUGAAAAUAUUAUCUUGUGACCCCUGAGGGCUUUAAUUUUGCCUAAAAAUAAGGUGGGGUCCCAGCCGGUCCCCUAUCCUAGAUCUGCCACUCUCUUGGGUUUGGUAAUAUGUAUGACAAUAUAUUUAUGAUUCUAUUUUAUCAUUUGGUUCGCAGUUAAACCACCACAACAAAAAAGUAUUUUUAAUAUGUUACCAAUCCAUUUUCUAAAAUGAUAGUCACAGCUGGACACCCAUUCAUUCCUUGGAAAUUCACAAGAUUUUGCAAGACACAUAUUUCUAGUCAAUUCCCAGUGAUGUCCAGUUCUGCUCAUUUUUUUAUGUGCACCACGAGUACUAGUGUAGCACUACCUUGCCAAUACAUCCUGCCUCUUAUAACAUAACUCCAUCAACUGUCAAGUAAAAUUUCAGACUAUUUUGAUUAAUUUCCAGUGAGAAGAGGGAACAGCUUUCCACAAUCCAAUGACAAUGAAAACAAUGACUUCACAGUCCGUUCUCCUCCUCCACCAUACUCGGCACCAGCAGGAAGCAGCCUUAUAACAUAUGACUAUAGCGUAGAACAGCAAUCACUCAAGGCUGGACAGAAACCAGAUGUGGAGAUCAAUCCAUUGCAUGAAAAUUCAUCAGCCACCAACAAACAGUUGCUUAAGCAGAAUAAAGGUAUUACCGAAGGUAAGCCCACCUGUUAUAUAUACACUGGAACAUGAAUGAUCUCCCUUUGUCCUUUAAUAGCACACUAAAAAGGAAAAGAGAAGGUUUACCUACCAAAUGAUUCUAUAUCUUAUCACCUGAGUGCAAAGAAACAAUUUUUUACUUAAUGUGUGUAAUUUCUGGUUGUAGAGAAAAUAAACAGUUUAAAUUUGAAGCUUUUACUACUAUCCCUGGCCAGAAGCUGCAAGUUAAUUUUCCUGUUUCAUUUUAUUUUAAUUUUCAAUUUUGUUUUGUUUUGUCUUUUUUUGGCCACUUUGCCUUUGGCAUAUGGUGAUACAGCCAGUAUUUGUUUUUGGUUGCUACACAAAAACUGUAUUAAUUAACAGCCAACAUCAUUCUUUACUUUUCUGUUGACCAACAUUGCAAUACACAGAAUUGUGCACACAAAACUCUUUCCAAACUGUGUGAAUCCUAUGUCAUGCAACAUGCCUGCAUUAAAUUUAUUAGGCACUAACUGGUAACUACCAUUUUGAAAAUCCCCUUUCAGCUUUUGGUUAUUUAAAAGAACUUAUUUUUCCAGGGGUAAAAACUACACCAGGUAAAUUAUUUUUUGUUUGAUAUAAUCCAGGUUCUCUUGUUAAGGACAUUCCUUUUGCAAUACGCACAAAGAUUGAGCGGAUGAUGAACGUCAAUAACCAUAAUGAUCAUAACUGGAGAGGUCUGGCUGCAGCCAUGAAUCUGUCAGUUGAUGAUGUUCGACAAAUGGAGGAAGGAGAAAAGGGGAAAAUGGCAGGACUCUUUGAUAACAUGAUUCAUUUGAAACAGACAAUCAAAGAUCUUCUUGAUCUUCUCAGAAACCAAGCUGUACAGAGACUAGAUGUUAUAGAUGAGAUUGUACAGGGUUGUCAUCUUCCAAAAAACCUUUCUGAGAGUGACAACUCUGAACUCCAUGAAACAGGUUGGUUUGUAGGCAAUUAAUUGGUUAUUAUAAGGGUAGAGUGAUAUAAUAUUUUUUUGUAAUUUUACAAGGCUAUGCAAAAGAGCAAAUGUCAUUUUCAUUUAAAAUAAAAAUGUCUUACUAGACAUUUUUUGGCAGUGUUUCUAUUAUUUAUUUAUAACAGUAAGUUAUAAAACGCUGUGAAGCAAAGGCAACGUAUAAAGAGUAAAUGUGGCAUCAAUAACCACCUAAUUUCACUGAAGUGGUAUUGGAAUUAAUUUUUGCUCGCAAUAAGCACUGACUGUUCCACUGUAACUUUACUGAUGUCACUGUGCCAUUUAGAAGUAAGUUGAGACUUGAUACUAGCAAGAAUUGAGCAAAAAUCAAGGCAGAUAUAGAUUCCAGAUUCUUGAUGAUUGGUUCUGAUAAAACAUUCCCUAUAAGAAACAGACUUGUUAAAGUAUAAAGUUUUGAGCAAGUGUCUUCUCCCUCAGUAGCUUUCAAUCCACAGAGUGUGUAAUCUAAUAGUUAUCACAAGGAUGCAUUAUGGCAACCUCCUCGAAGAAGCUGCAGUUUCGGACAAUACAGUCAAGUAAAAAUAUUCAUAAAAUUGAUGGACACCAAUGAAUUUUUUUAAUACUGAAAAAAAUCAAUAAUUUUUUCGUAGAUUCUUCAUCAAAAGCCACUUCAUUACCAUACUCAGAACAAGAAUCACAGGAAGCUAAAGCUGGGUAUGACACCAAACCAGAUGCUCGAAGUCCUUGUCAAAUUGAAGAUGAUGAUGAUCCCAAAGGCAAGGAAGCAGUGGCUGCUAAACCAGAUGCUCGCAUUCCCUGUCAAGAAGAAGAUGACCGUCCUAAUGGAAAGACAGCAUCGGAUACAAAACCAGAUGCUCGUGUUCCAAGUCAGGUUGAAGAUGAUGAUGAUCCUAAAAACAGAGUCCAGUCAGAUUCCAAACCAGAUGCUCAUUGGCCAAGCCAGGUUGAAUAUGACGAUGAUCUUAAAGACAGAGCACAGUCAGAUUCCAAACCAGAUGCUCAUUUGCCAAGCCAGGUUGAAUAUGAUGAUGAUCCUAAAAGAAGAGCAUUGUCAGAUACAAAACCAGAUGCUCGAGUUCCAAGUCAGGUUGAAGACGAUGAUGAUCUUAAAAGCAGAGGGCUGUUGGAUACCAAACCAGAUGCUCGUGUCCCUAGCCAAGUGGAAGGUGAUGAAGACCCAGCAUUGAGCAGUAGGACUAAACAAGCUACUCAGAUGCCCUACCAAGGUGAUGAUGAAGAUGAUGUAUUUGAGAGCAAAGGUAAUAAAGGUGAUCUACUCAUAGUGCUCCUGAGAACUAGGUCAUUUCCUGACAACCAUGAGUAUUUUUUUCAUCUUUCUUCAAGCAGUAAAAAUGAAAAUUAAGAACCAGUGGUACUAGAAGCCUCAAUAGGGCCAUAUUAUAAGAUGCGUCUUACACAGGACGUGUCUUAAAUAAGACACAAACUUUCUGUAUAAAUGGCACAUUUCAUCUAGAAUAAGACGCAACUUAGCUUUUAAGAUGUGUCUUAUUUUAGGACGGCUCUUAACACCUGUUCUUAGAUGAGACGCAUCUUAGCUAAGAUGAGAAAAACUUUGUAUAAUUGACCUUCGGAUCUUACAUAUGACGCAAACGCAUUAUACGCAGGCAUUAAUUUUUGGCACGCCAUGUUGGAUUGCUGUUGCUACGGGUAACAUUCACAUGAAAACAAGUCAAGAACAGAAAUAAGACACAAACCAUUUAUAUGAGCUGUUUUCAUCUUAGGUAAGACAUGCUCAUAUAAAUGGUACAGUUCGCAUCUUAUGUAAGUCGUGUCUUAUUUUUCCUCAUAUAAACGGCCCUAUUGUUACUGCCAAAAUAGUGUCUAACUAGGAUAGCCAUGAAUUCACCACUUUAGAAAUGAGAUGGAAACUGGGCUCAGUAGAGGCUUCUGGGAUCAGUAUUUAUUGGGGACGUGCCAUUCAGCUAUUGGCCAAUUCUUUCCCAGUGUUCCCAGUAACAGUCCGUAAAGUCUUUACCCCACCCAGUAAUCUUCUCGUGUUCUAAAGCGGUGAAUGGUGGGAGUGAAAAGUUCAUAACAAAUAAGAUCUGAUAACAUUCAUUGUAACUGGUGAUAUCUUAUCUAGAGUGAGGUGAAUAUUAUGGGAUAUCAUUAUUAAACUUAAGUCACUAUAUACAUGCAUAAAUAAUGUUUUUUUUUUUCAUAACUACAUGUACGUUAAAAAAAUUCACCAGUAAGCUGGACAUAAUAAAUACAUUCUUACUAUUCAAUAGCCAUUCUUGUUAGUGACAAUCUUGUUUUUGGCAAUCAAACAUAACUUUAAUACAAUCUGUACACUUCACUACCUGUCUACAGUCAGUUGCAUUACAGGCAGAGAUAUUCAUUCUUACGUCUAUAAACUUAUUUUGAUUGGCAGGAAACAAGGAGGUUAAAAGAAAUGCACUACUGAUAAACUGCUUUGGUAGUAGUAAAACUGAUAAAAUGCACAACAGUCAGCUGCAGGAACUGGAAAAUGUGCUUGAAGAUUAUAACUGGGAUGGUAAGUCUUUUGUUGCAUGAUAUUGUGAGUCAGCAGUGAAAUUAUUUCUCUUUAUAACUAGUAAAAAUAAUAACAACAAUAAUAAAAUAAUAACACUUAUGUCAGUAAUGCUGCAACUACCAGGCUACUUACAUUGGUGAAACUGGCAGAAACCUUAGCACCCGACUGACGGAACACUUAGACAAUAGAAAGCUCGAAAUGCACCAAUGACAUUACUAGUCUUCAAAGCCAAUAACAUCAUGGCUUAACUAACGAAUGACCAAUGACAUCACAACUUAAUUGACAAAUCAUGUCAAUAACCAGAGUUUAAUACCAUCAACUGACAUGAAACAACACACGUUGACUCUGAAGAUGACUAGCACACAGGUUGUCAAAAUGUCAGUCACUGUCAACAACAACAGUCCUAUUCAGGACUACAUUCACCCUGACGAUCAUACUCAACCUACUUAUGGAAUGACUCCUGGUUUCAAACCUUUCACAAUGCCAGCAAUAAUAUACCUGCCAACUCUCACGCCUGCGGGUUGAAAACUUCCAUCUCACGCCGACUCACGCCUGCGGGCCAAUUUCUCACGCCUGAUUGAAAAAUGUGAGUCGUUGCCGUCUUGCUUGACAUAAUUUCCAAAAAUAUGGUAACUCAGACCCAUGUAAGGAACGAAAACCAUGUGUAAAAUGAAUAAAUGACAAUACCUUCCUCGCGAUCUCUGAUUUUUGAAGUGAAAAGUGCUGGGAGCGAGCUCGCCUUCGGCAGACUUCAGACGUCUUCGGAAGACUUCGGACUUCUUCGUAAGACUUCGGACUUCUUCGGGAAUCUUCGGAAGUGAUCGUGUCGUCUUCAAAAAUCCCAGCACUCCCAGGAUAAAAAUCUCACGCUUAUAUCUCAGAAAAAGUUGGCAAGUAUACAAUAAUAAUAAUAUUAUUAUUAUUAUUAUUAUUAUUAUUCUCAUCAUCAUUAUUAUUGUUGUUGUUAAUAUUAUUAUUGCCAAUAAAUUAUUAUUAUUAUUGUUAUUAUUAUUAUUACUGCUAUUAUUCAUGGGGUUCAACCCAUUUUAUAUGCAUGAUAUGCAAGUGCUUCCGUAUUCAUGUAUUAGAUAUUGAUUAGUGAAGAAAGACUUGAAAUAAAUUCAAAGCAACGUCGUCAUGCAUACAAUUCACCAAUGAAUAAACUAUUGAGUGUACAUGUAUAAUAACAGCUGACGUAGAUAUGAUAUAACAUUUAAAGAUGACAAAUUCUGAAUGUAAUUUCCCUGGUCCUUAAGGUUUGUUUCUGUGGCUGGUUUUUGGCUAGUUCUCUCUCAUGUGGAGAAAAUUUUCAAGACAAACCCCUGGGACCAGUAUGAGGCCAGUAACUUAAAGUAAACCCUGUUACUUUGUUUAUGAAUAAUUUUAUGUUGUUGAUAUUUUUUUCCUUUUACUACUUUAAUUUUGGUACUUUAGUAAAGUGCCACCGCAAAUGCAAGGCAUCGGAGUUGCUUCAGGCUGUUCACUCAUUUCUGGAUGCAAACAGUAGCGACGAGUCUUUAUCCUUCAUUUACCUUGCUGGCCCCACAGUGAAUGUAAGUUAGCAUUAAUGUUUCUUUUUAUUAUUUUUCUGCCUAGAAGCUCAACAUUUUUCAUGAAGUCUUGCAAGCAAGCAUUAUAUAGUGAGCGAGUACAAGAAACCUGCACCACAAAUGCAAGCUAAUUAUUAGUAAAUGUGCUUAUGCAGUGAUUGACUUCUACAGUACUCACGCUCUAUUAAUUUUUGAAAUGAAAAUGAAUGUUGUGCCUUCGGGCCAAUCUUUGACAAGAAAUUGUGAAUUCAAAAUGUUUCUCUUUGUUUUCGUAUAAGUUUGUCUUUUUUAAAUUAUGAUUUCUGCGGGCUAUAAAACUUGCAGUGAUUAUUUUGUAUUUGAAAUAAAACCCGUAAUUAAUUUUCAAUCAGUAUUAAUAAAAUGAUAUAUUUUACCUGCGUCAUGUUUUUUUUUCCUUGUUUAUAGAUUAAUGGAAAGAAUUACCUGCUUCCAACAGAUUUGAAAUGUCCUUCCUCCCGGGCUGACCUUAUGCGCGAUGCCCUGGACAUCAACUGGCUGGUGUCACAUCUAAGCGAGAAUUAUGUUUGUAUUCAAACAUCUUGUGUUUUACAGUCUCUCUUGUCAUUAUCUGACCUGAAAUUGAAUUUAACACAUGAGGUCCAGAAAAAAAAAAUUAAAAUGACAUAGGAAGGGGGCAUGCAUUAUUCACUGAGAACCAGAUGAAACAAUUCUGUGAUCACUGUCAAACCUUAUGGCUUUCAAAAGUAGAAAUUAAAGAACAUUUAAUAAGAUACAGAAUAUGGCAUUAAUUAAUUGCAUCUCAGUUUAGAAGGUUGUUGUACUUUUAAUAUUUUCUUUUUCGUAAUUUAUUUUUGAGCAAGAGUGAGUACAAAUAAAGAUUGUUGUUGUUGUUAAAGAACACGUCACUUCAACUCCAAACAAUAAUAUUAUCCUGAGAGCUGUGUACAAAACAGUUAUGUUCUUAACUUUGACUAAUAUUAUUGAUGUAGGGACUUUCUUGGUAAUAAGCAAAUAAAAAUGAUGAUCAGGUCUUGCUCAGUACACAAUCUUUACCAGCAGAACUUCUGAAAAUGGAAUCCCAAAUUAAGUUAACAGACAAGAAUAAUUGAAUCACUUGUUGAAAUAGGUUGAAAUGCAUUAUAUUUAUUCUCAUUUUUAUUCAUUUUUAUACUCAUCUUUUUUUUGUAGAUGCAAGUGGUAGUAGUUGAUGGUGCUUUUGAAAAUGGUCAAACAGACAUAAAACUUAAAGGUGUUUUAAAGGGUCUAGUUCCAAUUCCUCCUCCACCAAAUGCGGUCAUUGCGUUUCCCUGUCAUCCAGGAACAAUUCGUCCAGAACAGGAAAGACUGUAAGUACCAUAUUAUUUUUUAUCUUAUCAAAAUAUUUCCAUCUUGGAGAAAUACCUCUGCAAAUCCUUCUCCAAAGAAAUAGCUGGGGCAUUAUUAGCUUGUAUUUCACUUCCCUGUAAUGUUGAGCAUUAGACUUGCCACAAGUUGACUUCACAAGCUUGGCAGGCAGAGCAAGCUUUUUCCGGCCACAAAGUGGUAGAUCAAGCUGCUUUAAGAUGCUCUUUGUUCUAUACUAUUUCCAGUGUGAUUUUCACACUAAGUAAAUUGUACUUUUGUCACUGAAAUAGAAUGUAAUACUAUAGAACACCAUAUUUAAGAAUGUAACCUCCCACAGUUACUAGCCAUUACUUACUUUGUUACAAUCAGGGUUCGUACUUUUUUGAGUUCUUCAAAUUCCAUGACUUUCCUUGACUUUUUCCAUGACCUUUUCUACUUUUCCAUGACCUUAAGUUUAGCUGUCAGUUUCUAAAAUUUUGAAAAUUUUACCUGUUUUACCAAAUUUUUGGCCCUUAAACAGUUCAACAGAAAGAAACUCUGGUAUCCACCAAAACGAUUUCCGUCCGCACUGUUUAAUUACUACUUUUUAUCUUACGUUAUCCUGGCUUGCUUUGUCAUCUGCAGUAUGACUAAUCUACCACACAAAGGUGAAAACGUUAAUUUUCCGUGACUUUCAAGGACCGAAAAUGAAAUUCCAUGACUUUCCAGGCAUUGAAAAUGAAAUUCUUAAAAUUCCAUGACUUUCCAGGUUUUCCAUGACCUGUACGAACCCUGACUAUAAAGCUUACAUCUCAGAUUUUUAAUGUAAAUUUUAAUUACUGAUAAUCAAUCCAACAUGAGUUUACACAAACUUUGGAAAAAAUAAUUAAUAAAACAUUAGUCAGUCUUGUUUGAAUGAUAAAUUGUUAGGGACUUGUUGUCGUUGUUGAUGAUGUAGGUUAUACUUUCAAUUCAGUCAGAAUAGGAGGCCAGAAGUAUUGCUAACCACAAAAUUAUUUGUAUCUUUAAUCAUCAGAGAUUACAUUAAAUGUUUGUUGGCAAACUUAGAGGAUGAUCGUAUAAUGCUAUGUGAUCUGUUUGACAAAGUCCGAAAUGAGUUGAUGAAAAAGAAUCCAGACUGCAGUGCACCUAUAGAGUUUUCACUCAGCUCUUCACUUUUCCCACUCCGCCUCAAGACUGAAAACAAUGAAGGUUAGUACCAACCUGGUUUUCUUAUCAUUUGCAGAACACACUAAUCUGCUUUUAAUUUUGCUGAGCCAUUGUCUUUGCAAACGUGGUAGGGUAUUGAACUGCCUCAGAUACACAAUUCUUCCAACAUGAUGAAACAUUGUCUACCUGCUUUUCUUCUUAAAUACUACAACCAAAGUAGAAAUUGCUUAACCUUGGUUGUAGCUCAGUAAAGGAACUUACCAUUGGUCAUAAAUGACUGGGCAGGCAGGUCCAUUCAUACUGUAAAUUUCACUAUUUUUAAAAUCAAUCUGGCCGGACCAGUUCUUGAUUAAGGUGGCCUGAAUCUAUUUAUUUGCUCGUUGGUUAUGUUUUGGAAUCAGGUUUUUUGGCAGGAAUGAUUUAACUGAUCUCCAUGAGUUUUGGCGUCCUUAAUAAAGAAUGGUCAAACAUUAAGAAAAUGCUAUUUAUUUUCUUACUGGUAUAAAAACGUUUGAGAUAUCAGCAUAUAAUGUUUAAGACCGCAUUUUUAGAAAAAAUUAAUGUCAACAAUUUCAAACCCUAGGACAGAUUUUUCUCUAACUUCGGCAAAUAAGCCUCAGAGCUUUCUUGUUUUUUGCAAGUUUGAAGUCAAUAGUGACCGUAGAACUCACUGCACAUUUAACCUUAAAAUGCAACACUAAUAUAUUUGUGAAAGUUGACAAAGAAAUAGAGGACAACUGCCGACGGACUAUCUCCUAUCUGCAAGGGUAUUCUUGCCCAAAGCUUUAGUUGCAAGAAACUGAGUAAAUCAGAAACCUAUGGCAAAUACAGUUCACAAUGUAAGAAGAACAACUUUAUGCUGAAUGCAGGGCAAGAUUAAAUAACUUCUAUUUAUCAAAGUUACUGUGUGUUUUCCCUUCUCUUUCACAAAAAAACUCAACAAAGCAUGAUAUAACAUCUACGAAAAUCUCCUACCAGUUUUUAGGACUGAAGGUUCCCGUCUUGCGGAGAUAUAAAGCCACCAACUCCAGUACUUCAACCGAUCCAUUUUCAGCUGCAGCCAAAAACCCUUGUAUUAAGUAAUUUACUCAAGUUUGAAAGAUUUGCCAUCACAUUCGCACGGGCAUUUUGCCAUUAGGUAUAAUGAAAAGAAUAAGACGAUUGUCAUAUUUUCUUCAUCUUAAUCCCCAACUGGCAAACUUCGCGUGCGAAUGUGAUGUCAAGUCUAAAAACCUUGAAUAAAUUAUCAAGUACAAGGGCUUUCAGUGCAGCUGGAAAAUAGACGGUUAGAAGUACUGGAGUUGGUGGCUUUAUUUCUCCUCAAAACAGAAACCUGCGACGCUAAAAACUCUUGAGAGUUUUUCGUAAAUAAUAUAAUUUGCCUUGUUACGAUAGAUUUUGAAAAGAGAGGGACAAAUACAAAGUGAGUUUGAUAAAUAGAAAUUCUUUUAUCUUGCCCCACAUUCAGCAUAAAGUUGUUCUCCUUGUAUUGUGAACUGUAUUCGCCGUAGGUUUCUGAUUACUCAGUUUCUCACAACUGAAGCUUUGGGCAAGAAUACCCUUGCAGAGAGGAGAUAGUCCAUCGGCAGUCUCCCUCUGUUCGUGCGUCAACUUCCACAAAUGUGUUAGCAUUGCAUUUUAAGGUUAAAUUUGACCAGCCAUUUGUGCAGCAAGUUCUACAGUCACGAUUGACUUUAAACUUGUAGAUAUAAAUCUAGGGAGCUCUGAGGUUUAUUUGCCGAAGUUAGAGAAAAAUCUGUCUUACGGUUUCGCAAUUAUAUUUUUGCAAAAAAAAUAUAAGAUAUAUAAUUUUGUAAGCUUCGAAAUUAUAUUUUUUGUAUAAAAUGCGGUUUUAAACAUAUGCCAAUAUCUCAAACAUAUUUAUACCUACAGGAAAAUUUUUUCUUAAAGUUCGACCAUUCCUUAUUAAGGAUGCCAAAAAUCAUGAAAAUCAGUUAAAUCAUUACUGCCGAAAAACCCGAUUGAAAAACAUAACCAAGGGGCAUAUAAAUAAGUUCAGGCCACCUUAAAUGCAUGUAGUAUGCAUGGUAAUGAAAGGGUUUUUAGUAAAAACUCUUGAGAAAAUUGCCUAUUCCAUUUUCAAAAUGACCAUACUGACCACCUAGUUCAGAGUUUUUGUAAGCGCCCUCAACAGAGGAGGAAUUUUACUGAAAGUUUUCCUGUUUGACUCUGUAAAAUUUAUAAAUGUGAUUAAAAAAUAAUUGUGAGGCUAUAGUCCAAAAAUCAGCCCUUGGGAAUAUUCCCUCUCAAUAAUAACUUCCAGUGAUGGUGAUGGUGCAAGUAUCAUAACAAAUCGCUAUAACUGUAACAAUACAGAACUUACAUUUUGUUCUCUCACAUAAAAUAAUGAUUUUAUUUUAUAAGAACUUGGGUAAAAAAAAAAUGUGGUGAAGAACAUUUUAAACUUAAAUUACGUAUUUGUUGUUUUGUAUUAACAACAGAUUAAUUUGCUAAGAAAAUGUUGUGAAACAAAUCUCAAACUGUUCUUGCCCGUGAUUGACUAAUCAUGUCUUAACCACUUAUGUACUAUUAUAAUAUUAUGGUAAUGGGUUUUUGGGAAUGGCAUAUUUGAGCAGCUUUUUUGUUACUCUUGUCAAAAGGGCUUCACUUGGAAUCCAAUGUAACUUGCCAUGCCAUAAUAGUUGCAAACUCCACAUAUAGUGGCAGUGGACUCAUCAACACCAAUCAAUGCUUGAAAGACUGUGAAAAGCUACGGAUGGCUUUGCUUAAGGGUCAGUGGGAAUGCACUGGUAUGUAUACUAAAAUUUAUAAUUUUUUAUUAAUCCAUAUAAUUAUGGGGGGAGAGGUGUUGUGCAAAAUAAAGAGUCCCCUAACUUUAGAUCUCUGGAGAUCUCUCUAUUCUUGAAUUCACUCAUAAUUCUUGAAGGAUACCUGAGUUUGUUAGGAGGAUGUUAGCCUGCAGUACAGGCGUUGUUUUUUCAUGUUUUUCAGGCGAGUGAAGGCAAUCGCAAAGCAAGCGAGGAGUGCCAUGUGUCUGGCACUCCAGCGACCUUGCUUGCUUUGCGAUUGUCUUCACUCACCUGAAAGCCUUCACUCACCUGAAAAAGCCAUCUUAAUGGCUCAUGGAUAUUGGCCAGGUUCUUUUUGCAUAUUUAUUCACCGAGAUUAAGUCAAGGAAAAUUAAAGCACAAAAAAGAACGAGGCCAUUAUAUCCAUCUUGACCAAACAAACUUAGUCAAUAAAGGAUUUAUUGCAUUGACAAAAAGACAACUUUUUCUUGCGGGACGCGGGAAAUCCCGAGCGGGCAAGAUGGCUCCAUUAAUUCAUUUACUCUAAUUUGUUCUUUUAUACGUUUGUCUUUGUUCUGCUGUCUGAUCAAGCUAUAUACUACUUUCAUUGAAGUCUAUAUAGGUAUUGCAUUGUUCUUUAAAUGGUUGUUUUGUCAUAUUGCAACGACAGAAGUUAUUAACAAGACAGGCAAAGAGAUAAAAAACGAAUUGAGGGAAUCUUUAAACGAGCUGAGUGCGGACAAAAAGGACAGGGUUGUGAUGGUGUAUUUUAUGGGCUACACUCGAAAGGUAAGGUUAUGUUAUUUUCAAGUAAACAAGCUAACCCUUACCUUAAUUAAAAUGGUUCCGGUUGUUAAUUUUGCCAAGACAGGAAUCAGCUCCCGUUUUUUUGUUGGAUUGGAUAGCAGCAGCGCGCGUUUUUCCAAUAUGAGAGGUGUAGAGGCAUUGUUAGUUGUUUCCUAUAAUUUUCGUAAGCAUCGAACAAGUAUUUAGUAAGUUAGAAGGCUUUUUUCCCCCAUCAAUGCCGCCAGAUCGCAGAACUAUGUUCAUUCAUCACGUCUCGAAGUUCGCGCUAUGUUAGUCACGUGACUAUCUUGCGUACUAGUUCCCAGACUCUCUGCCAAAAACGAGGAACCGAAAUAAGAAAUUGAGCUAAAUUGGAAUCCUGCAUCACGGACAUCGAUUAAAAAUUGACCAACCUUUGGGACCUUUGUCAAUUCAAUAGUUUAUAAAACUACGGCACUCUUUGUGAACUUUUAUUGUGUUUUCUCAUCAACAAUGAUCAAGAGAAAAAAAGACCAGCAAAUAAAAGCGUAAAAAGUCGACGUUUCGACGCCAUAUCGUAACGCCAUCAGGGAUCUUAUGAUCCGACAACGGCGACGUCCAUGAAAAUGUCGCUGAAAAUAGACUUCGCAUCCUUUCAGUUUUUUUCGCGAUUAUCCCAAGGGGCUCAGUUACUUAAAAGAAGGGAAUCUGGAUUGGAGCUGAAGAGGGAGGGCCACGCCCAAGUCCUGGACAGAGAUUGUAGAAUUUAUCGCCUUGCCGUUCCCGCUACCAAGUAAACUUAAAAUUUGGUCAUUUCACGUCUUAGUUAUGCAUGGACUGCAAAGAAAUGUACAAAAAAGCGUAAUGCACGUGCUGAGUUGUUGUUUUGUUCAUUAAACCUAUUGCCAGCCUUGACGUUCCCUUUGCCGUCGCCGCCGUAGUUUCGUAAGGUCCCUACUGGCACUCCCUUAUUUGGUCUAGACGGAUAUGUGCCGCUGAACCGCUGAAGAGGAUAUGGUUUUCAGCGUCUUGAGUCUUAAACUGGGUAGCCUACGUAGCAGGCGCUUGGAAGUGGUGGGCACAAGAAAAAAACGGGCGCGCGAGAAGGAGAGUGUCUUCCUCGCGCGUCCGUUCUCUCUUUCGCCCACAACUUCCAAGCGCCUGCUACGCAGGCUAUAAACUGGGUAUACAGUUUCACCAUUCGACGUCUUUAACAGGGUGUGGUUUUGGACUGGAAGUUUGCGUCUGAGCGGUCUUCGUUUAUUGGCACCUACAAUCUUUUUCCAAAAAUUGUCGUUCCUUGAUAUUACUUUGAAAAAUAACCUAACUUUUGAGCAACUUUUUGAGAAAUUACGGGAAACGUUUUGGAAAUUCUCAAGCAACUUGUGCAAAAGCCUAACCCCAGCUGUAACCCUACCUAUCAUGUAAAUGCAAUCAAAUUUAAACGAGAGAUUAUAUAGCCUACGAACGGCAGACGUAUUUCCGGUCGUCGCUUCUCUCCCUUCGAAAAAUCUGAGGGAGAGAAGCGACGACCGGAAAUACGUCUGCGGUUCGCAGGCUAGAGAUUAUAUGGACUGGUGAGUUACCUCAUCUACUUGGGGUCCCCCACCUUCAUGUAAACAGGCCCUUAAAUUAGAUUGUAUUGAUAAAAGCGUUACGAUGACGCCGAAACGUUUUCACGCUUUUGUUUUGUGUUAUUACAGAUAUUGGAUCGUAACUGUUUCUUUGGAAGAGAUUUCACUGUUGGUUCUCCUGAGCCUCUACGUUCAAGUGUCCCUCUUAAGUGGGUACUGGAUCUCAUGUGUGAGAAACUUAAAGGGGUGAGUAGUAUUUCCACUCUGGAUCAGUGAGCUAGAUAUGGUGUAGAAUGUACAUUGCUUGAAGGGUAUAGCGCGUUUAAUAUCCGAAACACUACUAUACUAGCAAAAGACUGAACAAUAUAAAGACUUUCUUAAAGUCCUUCGCUUCUCAUUUCCGGUUCCUGUAGUUGGCCUCAACGCCAAGGACGAGCUCUCGCUCCUUCGCUCGUUUUUGCUGCAGAAAACAUAAAAAAAUCUACCGCUCGCGCUUCGCGCUCGUGAAAAAAUCUGAGCUCGACUUGUAGGCAAGUCUAAACAAUAUACAGCUAUUUCGAGAAAGGCUGUCGGGAGAAGUGCACGCGACAAUCCCGAAAGGUAUUGUGGGUGCUUUUGAGUUCAAAGAAAUUUGAGUGGAUGACACGAGAGGCCAUGGGCGCAUGAUUGCGAGUGCUAAAAGAAAGCAAAAAAGUAGUUUAGUUACAGUGUCAGGAACAGUGUAUUGAUCAGACCCCUGUUACGUUUCGGGAUUGUCACGUGCACAUUUCUUCAGACAACCUUUCUCGAAAUAGCUGCAUACGCAGAAGCUAACUUGAACCAGCAGCCGUUGUCUCCCUAGCACCCCAUUUUUCUUACUUAGUGCUGCGUAAUUCAAAACAGGGGCUUUCCAACAUGAUAUUUCGGUUUUGUACCACGUGAAUGACCAGCUGCAAAGGGCCUAUUAAGGAGGUCAACCGUCAUCCGUCAAAGGCUCAAAAUUUAACUGUCAAUUAUAUUUCUAACCGUCAACCGUCAGGGAGGACCCAUAGCUAUGGCCCCCUUACCCCUCUCUCCUGCUGCUCAGCAUCAUAAAUUAUCAUUCAUUCAUUCAUUAAUCUUUUGCAUUUCUUUCUGCAGCCGAAAAUCUUAAUAGUUGAUGACUUAGGAACAAGCCAGCCGGAAGGACUGGUACAAAUGACAGCUCCAAAUGAUGUCUUGAUCAGUUUGCCUAAAGAAAAGAAACCCGGGUUGGUAAAACUUUGAGAAGUAAAUUUUUGCGGCUUCAGCCGAGUUCUACUAAUGCAAAGACUUAAGCGUAGCUACGGGGGAGGUUCUAAGAUGCCGUGGCCUCAAAAUCUGGAUACUGCUUUUCAAUAAAGCUACGGUUAUUCAGGCAACAAAAAUGUGCAAAGUAUUUUGCAAUUUUGCUACAAAACGAGUUGAAAAAUGAUUUUGCGCGUUUUACCACCCGCGUUCAAAACUGUCUUGCUACAAAUCAGGUUGUUGCAAGUUGCGUGAAUACUGACUUCUGAUUGGAUAAAAUGAUGAAGGAGUCAUAUCAUAUACUGGAGUUAGGUCACCUGCUGCAAAACAAGUUUACCUUCGGCCAGUAAAAUGAGCAUGAUGUACAGAUUUUGUCGCAAAAAUUAUAACUACUCUCUACUUUCUGAAACAACUUUUUGCAACUGCAACAACUUGAUUUAUGCAAGGCAGGCACUGAGGCCAAGACAGGUUAAAGUGGUGUCGGUCGCUUACGAGCGAUGGUCGUUUACCAGAGGUUCAAUGAUUAGACGGGGAAAAUUUAGGUGUUUUGAUAGGUGGUCGCUUAAUAUGAGAAGUAGUCGCACAUGGGGGUUCGACUGUAUCUAAAACCAAGAUGAAUGAACUCAUGACAAGUAGCUAUGUCUGCCCAGCUGCCAAUUUUUUCGUCAUUACCUGCAGGAAUGAUCGAAUAAGCAUGAACGUUUUCAUUGUAACAUCACCAAGUAUCGAGACACUAGCAGCCUUUCGAGUUGUCUAGGCCCUUAGGCUAAAAAAAAUUGUCGACUUUGGCAACGCUUGCUAUGCAGUGAGGGAAACUAUUUUCUCAUUGGUUCAUGUGAUUGCCUGUCUGAUUCUUCCAAUCAAAUUGAGUACACUCUUUUUUCUAUAAGAAUAUGGAGGCUGAAAUUUGCGAAAAUUAAAGAAUAGUUUAAGAAUAAAACCGAGGCUGAGACUGUGAAAAGGAUAUUAUUUUUUGUGUUGAAAAUCUGAAUUAUAUGCUGUUAUCUUAACAGUGUUGAAAACCUAGGGAGUUUUAGCAACGACAACGGCGACGUCAUCGAGAACGUCAAAAAAGCAAUAGGUAUAUCCUGAUUAACUAAAACAACAAGUUUGCACGUGCAUCACACUUUUUUGUAGAUUUCUUUGCUGUCACUGCACGACUACGACGUGAAAAUACCUAAUUCACACGUUUUAUGGAGGACGUAAAUUAGCGACGAAGAUUUUUUUCUCAGUUCUAUACUUGAGUACGAUCCUCUAGGGAAAUCCGCCUACAUUUGACAUUUUCAGCGAACUAUGGAAUAAACGCGACAAAGUUUGAAAAAACGCCGAUUCAUUUAAAAAGUGAGGUUUUCGCUGCCGAAAUAAGCCAAAUGUUCAAUGCCGUUCGAUGAACGGUACAUAGCGUAAGCUUAGGAUGAUAGCAUACCAGCAUGGUAUAUAGCUCAAACUGAAGAAAUAAACAAGCCACAAAAAGAUAGACUACGAGCAGUCUCUCUUUUUCCUUGGUCCGUCGAGCAAACCAUGCGAGACACGCAAAUGACCACGUGCGUGACUUAAGGCACGAGAUUGGAGAGGCCUGCCGCCCUCGUUUCUCGCCUCUCGCGACUUUGCCACUCGACGCUCGCGCUCGCGUUCACGUGCACUCCCCGCACUAAAUCUGAAGAAAACGAGAGACUGCUCUCAGUCUACAAAAAGAAAAUGAUAAAUUCUCUCUUUUUUAAGUAUAAUUUAGGAAUGAUACAAACAUAUUUUCAGCCUAAAAUCAGCGGAAAAAGAGAAAAUCUUCAGCCUGGGUCGGAAAAAUCAUAUUCUAGUGAAGAAAAGUGGAGCUAACUGUAAUGAUUUACAUCAAGGUAUUUUUGUAACGUCUUGCAUUCUUUCACCAGGCCUUAUGAAGACAGUGUUACGACCAAAUUUGCAGGGUUACUGGAAACCAAAGCUGGUGAACUUUCCCUGAAGGAGAUGGUACAAAAAGCAGCAUCUUUUGAUCGACACCGCCUUAGUUCUAGUUUAUAUUUAAACUGA
Messenger RNA from Porites lobata, 17410 nucleotides. NCBI's taxonomy places the organism in Eukaryota, Metazoa, Cnidaria, Anthozoa, Scleractinia, Poritidae. The record is from the annotation of a GenBank genome assembly.